CGGAGCCGCCGCCUCCUCACGGCCCCGCAGCCAUCUUGGAGUCACAUGACGCGCGGCCUCCGACCCCGCCGGCAGGAAGCGACGCCGAGUCCUCCUCCUCUUCCUCAGCUGGAGUUGUUUAUUUUCACCGUCGUCGCCCUUUGUCGUUACCGACCCCGGGACGGGCCCAGCGGCGAUGGGAAAGGGGGAAAAGCGAGGCGGAGCGGCGGCGGGAGGGGACACUUAGGGGCACCGCGGGGCAUCUCGGGAGUUGUAGUUCCGUGCCGCCGCCGCGGCUGCGCUUUACGGCAGGACGUGACGGUGAGGGGGAGCGACAGCGGAGCGCGGGAGAUCUGGGAGGGUGACGCCUUCUCCAUCCCCGUGCGGCGCCGAGGCGCUGUCCUGACCCUCCCGCGGUGACACCAGCGGUGACACCAGCGGUGACACUCCGAUCUCCCCGGCCCCGGGACGCGGAGCAGCAGCAGCAUGGCCCGGCCUCACCGCCUGUGAUGAACCUCUACGUGCGGCUGUUCACCAGGGGCACCAUGCUGCCCCAGCCCUGGCGCUUCUUCUCGCGGGCCGCGGAGGACUUGGCGCUGCAGAGGAUCCGCAAGGUGCUGUGCGUGGCGGAGAAGAACGAUGCUGCCCGAGGGAUCGCUGAGCUGCUCUCCAACAGCAGGAUGCGGAGGAGAGAAGGGUUUUCUAAGUUCAACAAGAUCUAUGAAUAUGACUACCAGAUGUUUGGCCAGAAAGUUACCAUGGUGAUGACAUCCGUGUCAGGACAUUUACUGGCUCUUGAUUUUAUGAUGCCAUUUCGCAAAUGGCAUAGCUGCAACCCUUUAGCUCUUUUUGAUGCUGAAAUUGAGAAGUAUUGCCCUGAAAAUUACCUGGAUAUCAAGAGAACCCUUGAACGAGAAAUCCAGCAGUGCCAAGCCCUGGUGAUCUGGACUGACUGUGAUCGAGAAGGAGAGAACAUUGGCUUUGAGAUCAUCCACGUGUGCAAAGCUGUGAAGCCAAACCUGCAGGUUUUCCGAGCGCGGUUCUCUGAGAUCACCCUCCAUGCUGUCAGAUCAGCCUGUGAGAACCUCACCCAGCCCGACCAGAAAACCAGCGACGCCGUGGACGUCAGGCAGGAGCUGGACCUCAGGAUAGGUGCUGCCUUCACCAGAUUCCAGACUCUGAGGCUGCGGAAGAUCUUCCCUGAUGUUUUAGCAGAUCAGCUCAUCAGCUAUGGCAGCUGCCAGUUCCCCACACUGGGAUUUGUAGUUGAACGCUUUAAAGCCAUCCAGGCCUUUGUUCCUGAAGCCUUCUAUAAAAUUAAAGUGACCCACGACCAUGAAGAUGGCAGCGUGAUCUUCAACUGGAAGAGAAAUCGGCUCUUCAAUCACACAGCAUGCCUGGUCCUUUACCAGAUGUGUAUGGAGGAUCCGGUAGCGACUGUUGUUGAUGUUGUGAGCAAGCCAAAGAGCAAAUGGAGGCCCCUGCCCCUGGACACUGUGGAACUGGAAAAAUUGGCUUCCCGCAAACUGAAAAUAAAUGCAAAGGAAACGAUGACAAUAGCAGAAAAACUCUAUACUAAAGGGUUCAUUAGUUACCCUCGAACCGAGACCAACAUUUUCCCCAAGGAGCUGAACCUCUCUGCCUUGGUAGAACAGCAAACACAGGACCCAAACUGGGGACAGUUUGCACAGAGGAUUUUGGAUGAGGGUGGGCCAACCCCUCGGAGUGGAACCAAAUCUGAUCAGGCUCACCCUCCCAUUCACCCCACAAAAUACACCAGCAACCUGCAGGGCAAUGAGCAGAGACUCUACGAAUUCAUCGUGCGCCACUUCUUGGCUUGCUGCUCUCAAGAUGCCAAAGGACAGGAGACAACUGUGGAGAUCGACAUUGCCAACGAGCAAUUCAUUGCUCAGGGACUCAUGAUCCUGGCUCGAAAUUACCUGGAAGUGUAUCCCUAUGACAAGUGGAGUGAUAAGGUUAUCCCACUGUAUCAGAAAGGGUCUCGCUUUCAGCCCAGCACAGUGGAGAUGGUGGAUGGGGAAACCAGUCCUCCCUUGCUCCUCACAGAAGCAGAUCUCAUUGCUCUCAUGGAAAAACACGGCAUUGGGACUGAUGCCACCCACGCCGAGCACAUCGAGACGAUCAAGACGCGGAUGUACGUGGGGCUGACGGCAGAUCAGCGCUUCCUGCCCGGCCAGCUGGGCAUGGGGCUGGUGGAAGGCUAUGAUUCCAUGGGCUACGAGAUGUCCAAGCCUGACCUUCGAGCUGAGCUGGAAGCUGAUCUAAAACUGAUCUGUGAGGGGAAGAAAGACAAAUCUGCAGUGUUGCAACAGCAGGUCCAAAAGUACAAGCAAGUCUUCAUUGAAGCUGUGGCCAGAGCCAACAAAUUGGACCAGGCCCUGGCUCAGUAUCUUGGAGAAGCUGCAGAAGUUGCAGAGCAGGAUGAGGUGUACCCAGAAACGCCUGUUUCUGUUCGGAAAUGUCCCCAGUGCAACAGUGACAUGGUCCUGAAGACCAGGAAGAACGGCGGGUUUUACCUCAGCUGUAUGGGCUAUCCAGCCUGUAAAACUGCAGUCUGGUUCCCUGAUUUUGUGCUGGAUGUCACCAGGGACGAGAGCAUCUGUGAUGUGUGUAAACCCCAUCCAGUUCACAGACUGAAGUUUAAAUUCAAGAAAGGCAGUGUUCCCCCUGUGAUGCCCCUGGAGUUCAUUGGCUGCAUUGGAGGCUGUGAUGAGAUGCUGAAAGAGCUUUUGGACCUCAAGUACUUGCACAGAUCAUCCCAACCUGCAUCAUCCACCCAGCCAGGACAUCACCUGCAGACCAACCACUCACUGAACAGAGCCAGCAGUGAGACCAGGCAAGCCAGAGGGACCUCAAACCUGGCACGGGGACACCUGCUCACCAUCAACUCCUCCAGGACCCCCAGGGCUGCUCCUGCAGCUGCCCCAGACGAUGGCAAUGCCGUGGUGUGCAAUUGUGGGAGCGAGGCGCUGCUGCUGACCGUGCGCAAGGAGGGGCCCAACAAAGGCCGCCAGUUCUACAAGUGCAGCUCCAGCACCUGCAACUUCUUCCUCUGGGCUGAUGAGCAGCCACAGGACAGAAGCUCCACGCUGCUCCAGCCCUCUGCUGGGAGAGCCCCAGCAGGGUUGCAGCGCCCAGGAGGAGGGAGGGAGCCCCUGGGAGGCAGCAGCUCGGAUGCUGGAGGUGGCACCGUGUGCAGGUGUGAGGAGCCUGUCGUGACUCGCACCGUGCAGAAGGACGGGCCCAACAAGGGCAGGCAGUUCCACACCUGCCCCAAGCCCCGGGAACAGCAGUGUGGAUUCUUCCAGUGGGCAGAUGAGAACGUGGCACCAGGCCCUUCUGAAGAUAACUCUUUGAGCCACUUUGGCAGCAAUGGAUUCUCCAGAGGGUUGGGAAGCAAGGCCAAGAGACCAGGCAGUGUCUCCUCAGGAUCUGCUGCCAAGAAACCACGGACCUGCAGCAUUUGCCACCAGCCUGGGCACACAAGGAAAACCUGCCCCCAGAACCACUGAGAGGCUGCCAGGAGCAGGGUUGUGAACUGCUGCAGGAGCCACCUCUACCACGAGGAACUGGACACUAGGAACAAGUCCCUUGAGUGUUUUUUGGAGGGUUUGGUUGCAGGCUGCUCCUGCCAAGGGAUGCCAUUUCUUACAGCAAGGGUUCAACCAGUUUGGAAAAGUGGUUCCACUUCCAGCUUUUGUUUCCAGCUGCUAUUCUGCUGAGCAGAUUGGGAAAGUCUGAACAUUUCAAGGAAGCACUUGGAAGCUGAGUCUGUGAGGAAAACUGCACUGGAUCCCCCUGCACCAUGCUGGUGGUUGUUCCUGGCUUUUCCAUGCAGGGAAGAGCUGGAUCAGGGCCACCAGCUCAGACACCAGGGCUGCUGAGCUCUGCUCAGUCCCUGGCUUUCCACAGUGUGGAAUUUAAGUUCCCUUCUAAGUUUAUUUUACCUGAGCAAAUUCCCUUUUUUUUCACCCUUACCUGGGUUGUCCCUGCCAGUGAAGGAGGGUUAGGUGCAGAGGAGCUGGAUCUGGUGCUUGCCCUGGGAAGAGCUCAGCUGCAGAGCUCAGGAAAAUCCUUCAUUUUAGAUGGUUCUUGAAUUUGAAGGUGAGUUCUUGCUCAGAGUUUGAGACAUGCCUUUGUGAUGCUGCUAGCUGAUGAAAGUUAUUUUUGUCAAACUAAUGAGUUUCUUAUUAAAAUAUUAUUUAAAUUUUAAA
This is a messenger RNA of Catharus ustulatus (Swainson's thrush), 4214 nucleotides long. RefSeq names its product DNA topoisomerase III alpha (gene TOP3A). The transcript has 20 exons. NCBI's taxonomy places the organism in Eukaryota, Metazoa, Chordata, Aves, Passeriformes, Turdidae. Gene Ontology annotation, molecular function: DNA binding; DNA topoisomerase type I (single strand cut, ATP-independent) activity; zinc ion binding. Gene Ontology annotation, biological process: DNA topological change. Gene Ontology annotation, cellular component: chromosome; nucleus. The coding region runs from base 489 to 3512 and encodes 1007 amino acids. The record is from RefSeq and is a predicted model, not a curated record.